UUCACUAUUUCUUAGACACUAUAGAGACUAGAGUACAGACAAUACCUCUCUAUAAAUAAAUACCUUGUUCCCUUUGCACUACACUCAUAAACCUCAACUACAAACUCUCUCUCUCUCUCUCUUUUUUCUCUUUUCCUGUUUCUUUGAAGCAACAUGGGUAAUUGCUAUGCUCUUUGUAAACCCAGUACAGAUGUUACAACAAAGCAUGGGAAAGUUCUAAAGAUUGUGAAGAUGGAUGGAAAGAUUUUACAGUUCAGUUCACCAAUUCUUGUUAAGGAUAUGUUGGUGAAUUUUUCAAGCUCAGGUAUUGGUUUAUCCAAGGAAGCUUCAGAGCAUCUCCCACCUAAUUAUGAAUUGAAGUUAGGCAAAGUUUACUACUUGCUUCCUUGUUUGAGUUCUGUUGGUACUACUAGUCCUGCAGAAAAUAUGUCCUCUUUAGCUGAAAAAGAAAAAGACCAUGGUGUAAGGAGGAUUAAGAUUGUUAUAACAAAGAAGCAGCUGCAAGAGCUAUUGGCAAAGCAAGCAUCAGUGGAAGAUGUUCUGUCGGGGCUCGAGAGAAAAACGUGUAAUAAUGCUUUUGAUUCUAGGACGAGUUGGAAGCCAAAGCUUGAAUCCAUCUCCGAGGGAAGCGAGUAAUUUUGCUGUAGUGAUUAGAUGAUCCUAGUAAUUUUGGUUGAAUAUGUUUUUUUAUGUUGAAACUCUUGUAUAAAAAAUAGGCAUAGUUGUAUUGAUAUCUCUGAAGUUGUUGUGUUAGGUUCAUGUUUAGUAAUCAGCAAGGGACGAGUUGAUAAUUAACAACUUCUCCUA
Messenger RNA from Quercus robur (English oak), 807 nucleotides. RefSeq lists its product as uncharacterized. Lineage: Eukaryota; Viridiplantae; Streptophyta; Magnoliopsida; Fagales; Fagaceae. The record is from RefSeq and is a predicted model, not a curated record. The coding region runs from base 154 to 636 and encodes 160 amino acids. The transcript has a single exon.